Messenger RNA from Owenia fusiformis, 2899 nucleotides. The record is from the annotation of a GenBank genome assembly. Lineage: Eukaryota; Metazoa; Annelida; Polychaeta; Sabellida; Oweniidae.
AUUUAGUAUUGUUUCCUAUAAAAUGCUGCUUUUUACAUAUUCUGUAAUAGCACUCUUCAUUCCGCUAUCCCUUGGGGGCCUGGUGAACGAUGCUUCCAAUGAGAGUCUUGACGUCACAGACGCCGGUGCAGUUCCCGGUCUAAUAGGUCAUGUGGGAAAUAUUUGCUCUAACAUCAACAAUGUAAAAAGAGAAAAAUCUGAUGGAGAGAAUAUGAUAUUAGAUUACAGUGAUUUAUCAGAGGAAAUUAAAAUUGUUUUCGAUGGCUACAAGCUGAACGACAAGCAUGUGUUGCCAGAAAGAGAAUACGAGAGACUUAUGGUUGGCAUCAGUCCCUUCCUGUUCAAAGAGGACUUGGAGACUAGGCUUGAGGUCUGGUGUAACAUGGCCUAUAUAGGAUACCUAUCCGAGAAGAAGACUGUUUUCCAAGUUGAGUCUGACCAUAUAUGGGAAGGUGACGUUAUUCUGGACAUCCGCGUGUCAAGGCUUAUACUGGAGCAGCAUUUAAGACAGUUCAGCAAGGAUAAUGAAUUAUCUGGUAUAUUUGUGACUGCAACCUUACAAAGACUUCAAUCAGGGGAUGAUCGUCCAACAAGAGAACGCGGCACAAAAGAGAGGACAAAACGCCAAAUGAAUAACAGCCCUCUUUGGCCAAUGCCCAUAAGAUAUUUUGUAGCACCAGUCUUUAAUGAAAGUCACAAGGCAUUGCUGAGAGAAUCGUUUGAUAGAUGGAGCCAGGAUACUUGCCUUACAUUUGAGGAGUCACCUACAUAUGAACAUCCUAUGAUUUAUAUAGAUACUGGAUCUGGAUGUUGGGCUCACGUUGGAAUGCGACCUGACCAGAAUCUGAUGACGCUCGCCAACAACUGUUAUUAUAUUGGCAUUAUCAUGCAUGAGAUCGGUCAUUCUGUUGGGUUCUGGCACGAGCAGUCCAGAUGGGACAGGGACUCGUAUGUGGUGAUAGACUAUGAGACUGUUUGGAACGAAAGUGCAUAUAACUUCAACAAGUACGCUUGGUAUUGGGCACAAUCCCUGGGCGAGAAUUACGACCUCGAGUCCCUGAUGCACUAUGGUUCUAAUUUCUUCGUGUUGAGGCCUGGGUUGAUAAGUAUCGUAACAAGGGAACCCGACAGGCAAGGUUUACUUGGUCAGUCCGUUGGUCUGUCCUUUAUUGAUGCAAAGAUGACAAAUAUGCAUUAUUGCAGUGAUAGGUGUCCAGACUCGAACUCUCUCUUGUGGCAUAUGUGCCAAAACGGUGGCUAUAGAGACCCCCUCAGAUGUACACAAUGUAGGUGUCCCGAAGGCUGGAUGGGACAAUACUGCGAAAUCCCCAAAACCUUGUCAGGACCCUGUGGUGGCGAAAUGUUUGCUACCUCUGAGAUUCAAAGUGACAUCGUGAGUCCUGGAUAUGGAGGGGAUGGUUACAGCGUGGGGCAAGAAUGUGUCUGGAAGAUAACGGCUGCUGCAGAUGAGGAAGUCGUUCUAGAAUUCGUGGAUGCGUUUGGCUUGCACUGUUGGAGUCUACGAGGAGGAAGGGAUUGCGAUAUGGAUUGGGUUGAAAUCAGACAUGUUGAUGUGACAAAGGUUGGUCCAAGGUUUUGCUGCGACCGACCAAACGGGACAUUUGUGUCGAGAGGAGAGGAGGCAAUGGUGUUGUUCCAAUCUAAGAUCAACUGGACACCACCCAGUCCGACAACUGGUUUCAGAAUUGCUUACUAUGCAAGGCCAAGAUCUUUACUCCCUCCAUGCGACUCCAUCUUGUUAGAGGGCGUGGAACAAUCCGCAAACCAACAGUUUAUCAAUGGCUACUACGUUCUCCAGGACAUCAUCUCCAGCGAUAAGCCUGUCUAUAAGCAUCGCUUCCACUCAAACUUUCUUUACUUCACGCCGUCUGGCAAUACUGGGUUUUGGACAAUAGGCCCUGUCACGGGUGACACAACGUACGGCAUCAGAGCUCAGAUUGAAUCAAUUGCUGAACGGCCUGAAGAUAUAACUGGUGGAACAUGGUCCACGUGGAAUGGCAGAGACUUUGUGGCAGAGCCCAACAUGGAGUUGGACUGUCACACUGGGCCAUGUGAGAGUAUAUGGGUUGGUGGGUUUACAUCUGACACUGCCUUAGAGUUAUCGUCCCAGACAGGAGUGUAUAACAUAGAUAUUCUUGAUAACAACCAGCGUCCUGUAUACAGACACCACACCCAGGACAACAUCGCUCUAUAUAGUGACGGUGAUACAGGGGACUGGAUCAUAGGAGACGCUAAUGGUUUCCCUGCUGCUCGGUUACGUUGCUCAAGUGAUGCUCCAUGGCCGGAGAGGAUCAGUACUCCUUGGCAAGUGAGGGAUGUUAUCGAAGGGUCAUGGUUCGAUGAACCUACGAUGUCUACGCAUUGUUACCAUGGAAGGGCCCCGUGUGAAACAGUGAUGCUAACAGGUACAAACGACCUGGUGCAACCCCGUGUGGGCGAGUAUCGUCGACUCAACUCACUCCUCCAAAAAAGGCCGACCUACCAACAUCCAACAACUGGAGAAUAUCUGUAUUACGUGUUGUGGGACGACCACACCAACUUUUGGAUGAUUGGAGGUACGCUGGGCAGUAGAACUGGGUGGCUGUACAUCACUGGCAAUGAGAACUACCCUGAGGAUAUACGACUUGACCCGGACAGAGUGUGGUUAGCCUGGAAUAGCACAGCUUGGGUCCCCAGUGCAGAUAUACUUGCAACAUGCGUCUGAUUACACCCAGUGAAAAUAAAUGUUUUGAAGUUUCAUCUCGUAGUUCAGUGUUUAAUAUUCAAAUACUUCGUUCCAUUGUGCCUUUAACGAGUAAUAUCCCCUGAUAUAUGGAUGUCGGGAUGGGGAUGAACAUUACUUUUGAAAGUCAUGCCUAACCAUCGACAACGUACAGUG